UUGAACUGUUCACUUCUUUCAUUAAGUUAUCUAUAGUUUUUUUUUAUUACUUACCAUUUUUCUGUUUUGGCUAAGCAAAUUAAUUAAUAAAAAAUUCGAAUCCUAAGUAAAUUUCUAUUGUAAUCAGUGAGUUGUAUCCGAAAACAGAGACUAAAGAAGAAGUGCAAUAAUUAUUUAAAAAGGUGUUAUAGAUAACUUGAAAAGAAAGUUACAUGUUUGAUUGUGGAUUAAAAUGCAUAGUUUUGGUUUGAUUAUUCAUCAUUACUGAUAAUUUCAUUACAACUUGUGGCCAGCAAUAGUCAGGAGUGUUGAUGUGUUGUUGCAUAAAUAAAUGAUCGUGAAAGUUUGCUUUUAGAUGAAGAAGACUGUAUAGUGUGGAUGUAAAUUAAAGCGAAUAAAUAAUUUUUUUUGGAAGACUAUUAUUUUAAAUUAAAAAAAAAAUUAAAUAGAGGACGGACGACAAAAAAAGACAACAAAUCUCUCAUUACUUUAGUCAUUACGUACAGUAUAAUUGAGUGACUGAGUACAUUAAAAUUCCGUUGAUGGUUAAAUCAUCCGGCAACAGUGGAAAGAAGAAAAUGGCAGGAACGGGUGAACUUAUGAUUCAAUUAUUUUCGUGCUGCAUCCAGCAACAAAGUCCCACACGACGAACUCAUCAUCGCCAGAGAAUACGAAUAGACAGGUCUAUGAUAGGAAAUCCAACGAAUUUUGUGCACACGGGGCAUAUUGGUUCGAAUGAUGCUGCGUUAUCAACACGCCACUUAGACAUUAUUCAUAGUCAGAUGCAAAGUAAAGGUGGCUACGAUGCAAAUUCAUUGAGAAUUCAAGCCUGUUGAUUAAUACAUUCAUAUUCAGAUGACGAAUAACGAUAUUUCUCGUGAAUCUCAUGUCUAUAAUCAGAAGCAUUUCACUAUUCAUAGAUUUGUAAGAGUGAACUGGCCUAACAUGUUGGAACUUCUUCGUUCAUAGAAAUUAAUUUAAGGAGAAUUAAUUGAUAGCAAUCAAAAUAAUGUAACUUCCAAUCUACAUAUUGUGACCCUUUAUCAUUAUUUAUA
Molecule: messenger RNA, 1055 nt
Organism: Chironomus riparius
Lineage: Eukaryota; Metazoa; Arthropoda; Insecta; Diptera; Chironomidae
Source: the annotation of a GenBank genome assembly